Molecule: messenger RNA, 728 nt
Organism: Drosophila takahashii
Lineage: Eukaryota; Metazoa; Arthropoda; Insecta; Diptera; Drosophilidae
Gene: Cpr35B
Product: Cuticular protein 35B
Cellular component (GO): extracellular matrix
Source: RefSeq, a predicted model, not a curated record
GUUUGGUGAUCAGACAACAGUGUAGUCUAGCUAAGAUCAACUCAUAAACUCGCUGCGGUACCAUGGCUCAAAAGUUUUGCAUUGCCUUUGCCCUGUUGGCCAUUGCGGCUAUACGGGCAGCUCCUUUCCACGGCCACGAACAUCACGGCCAUCAUGGUGGAGCCACCAGUCAUGCCUCCGUGCACCUGACAUCCCACGAUGACGGUCACGAUCAAGGUCAUGGCCACGAUCACGGUCACGGUCACGAGGAUCAUCACGAUUCCCAUGCCGAGUAUGACUUCACCUACGGAGUCAAGGAUCACAAGACUGGGGAUGUGAAGACGCAGAGCGAGUCACGACAUGGCCACAAGGUUACCGGACACUAUGAGUUGAUCGAUGCCGAUGGCCACAAGCGAACUGUCCACUAUACGGCCGACAAGCACAAGGGAUUCGAGGCCCAUGUCCACCGCGAGAAGCUGCACGAUCACCACCAAGCUGAGCACCAUGCUGCCCACGGACACAGCGGCUAUGAGGGCGGACACGUUGAGUUUGAGGAGCACUCCUCGCAGUCCGGACACGACUACGGACACUCCGGCCACGGACACGAAGGACACGGUCAUGGUCAUGGUCACGGCAGCAGCUCCCACAGCUACUCGCUGAAACAGGAUCACGGACAUGGUCAUGGUCAUGGACACGGCCAUGGUGAAGAUCACGGCUUCGAGCACGGACAUGGACACGGCCACUAUUGA